This is a messenger RNA of Symbiodinium sp. CCMP2592, 1551 nucleotides long. Lineage: Eukaryota; Dinophyceae; Suessiales; Symbiodiniaceae. The record is from the annotation of a GenBank genome assembly.
AUGUUCAACAAAAGAUCUUUGACAACAGAAGAUGUCCAGGCCGUUGCUCCUGCAAAACGAUUCAGGUCCGAGAUGGUCGACAUAUUUUUAAACAAUGAGCUCAGUUCUGAGCGAAGCGCUCGAGUACUGCGGUCAGCACAGCAAGCCGGGGCACUGCAUGUGGAAGAUUUACAGGUCCGCCCAGAGACUCGCAACACCCAUCGGGAUCUUUUGCGCAAAUGUUUCAGAAACACGAAAUGGCCUUCGUUAUAUCAUGCAAAGGUUCGUGGCUGGAAUCAGGCGAAGAAUACGUCUGAAGAGUAUUCCUUGGCAAUUUUGCUGCCUCACGAAUCCUUGCACUCACUGCUCAAAGUGAACACGCCAGAGGCCUUGCUUCAGCAGCAAGCCGAGAUCUUGCCUGGCAGGCCUGACCUGGAGAACCACUUGCAUUUUUUGGAGGAUGAGUUGGGCUUGGAUUCUGAAUCCACUCUCCUCAUGGGGAUGUGGUGCGAUGGUGUGCCUUUCAACAGCGACCGAUCCAUGACUUUGGAGACGAUUUGUUUGAACAUCUUUGGCCAGCAGAAUCUUCGCCUGCCUGUUGCGGCCUUUCCAAAAGAAUUUGUAUCCAAAUCGCAAACUUUUGAGGAUGUAUUCGAAAUCAUCCAGUGGUCCUUUAAGCAGCUGGCGACGGGGAGCAUGCCAAGCUGCCGACACGAUGGCAUGCCCUUCAAUCGAACCGAUAGUUAUCGACAACGUUUGGCAGGCAAAAAGCUUCCACUGAGAGCUGCUCUGGCUGAAUUUCGAGCUGAUUGGAGCUGUUACAAGGACGUUUUGAGCUUCCCUUCUUGGAGUUCGAAGGGGAUUCAAUACGGCUUGCUGCAAGAUGGACUUUUUACACGCUUCGACCUCGGAGUAACAUCCGACUGGCUUGGGUCUUUGCUGUUUUACUUACAGAGUGAAAAGAUCCGAGGCCUGAGCAAACUCAUCCGAUGUGCCAAGCUGUACCAAGACAUCAAGGCAUACUACGACAGAGCUGGGGUCCAAGAUCGAUUGCCGAAGCUCCUUCCCACCAUGCUUCGUGAAGAGGAUCGAGGCAAGAUCAAAUCCCCCAAGUUGAGAGCCAAAGCAGGGGAAGCUCGAGCACUCGUCGGUGCUGCCAUGGAAUUGGCUACAAAGUAUUUGUCGCCAGCAAAGCCUGCUGAACAGACGAUGUUGCAUGGCACAGAAGCUUUGCAGUCCAUAUAUGCCUGUCUCAGCACUGCAGCUUGGGACAAGGAAGUCUUCAGAAUUUCUUCUCAGAAGUUUCUUUUACUCUGGGGCAGCCUCGAGACUUACUUCGAGGUGGACAAGCUCUUCAGGGUUAAACCUAAAGCCCAUCAGCUGUUCGAAUUGGCCAGGGGCGAGGUGAACCCUAGCAAGACCUGGACCUACAGGGAUGAGAGCUAUGGGCAUACCCUAGCAUUGCUGGGCAGACGGCGUGGUGGCAAGUUUUCGAUGAAUGCUGUUUCUUGUCAAGUUCUCAGACGAUUCCUGGCAGCUAAUAAAGUUCCUCGAAUCGAGAUCGGCACGUGA